Ixodes scapularis (black-legged tick) is the source of this 9121-nucleotide messenger RNA. RefSeq names its product fatty acid synthase-like. NCBI's taxonomy places the organism in Eukaryota, Metazoa, Arthropoda, Arachnida, Ixodida, Ixodidae. Gene Ontology annotation, molecular function: phosphopantetheine binding; fatty acid synthase activity; 3-oxoacyl-[acyl-carrier-protein] synthase activity. The record is from RefSeq and is a predicted model, not a curated record. The transcript is spliced from 29 exons. Gene Ontology annotation, biological process: fatty acid biosynthetic process. Bases 5 to 7492 code for a protein of 2495 amino acids.
CACGAUGGCGGACGAAGACGUGGUGAUCACGGGCUUCUCGGCCUACUUUCCCCAGGCCAACCACCUGGCCGAGUUUCGGAAGAAGCUCUACGAUGGCGUCGACAUGGUCACCGACGACGAGGCACGCUGGCCCAGAGGGCUGCUAGGCCUUCCCGAACGGUCCGGCAAGAUCAGGGACCUGUCCCGGUUUGACGCGCAGUUCUUCGCCGUACACCCGAAGCAGGCGGAAGUGAUGGACCCGCAGCUGCGCCUGUUGCUCGAGACGUCGUACGAGGCGAUCGUGGAUGCCGGCUAUGACCCGGGCACGCUGCGGGGACGCAAGAUUGGCGUCUUCAUGGGCAAUAGCAAGUCCGAGACCGACGAGGCCUUCAACGGCGACACAGACAAGAUCGACGGCUACGCCCUGAUCGGCUGCUGCAGGGCCAUGUUCUCCAACCGUGUCUCCUACUGCCUCGAUUUCAACGGGCCGAGCUUCACUGUGGACACGGGCUGCUCGUCGGCUAUGACGGCGCUGAACGAGGCCAUGCUGGCGCUGCGCUCGGGACAGUGCGAGGCGGCGCUGGUCGGGGGCAGCACGCUGACGCUCAAUCCCACCACGGCACUCAAGUUGUACCGCCUCGGCACGCUGUCGCCGGACGGCAAGUGCAAGGCCUUUGACGCCGACGGCAAGGGCUACGUGAGGAGCGAGACCGUGGGCGUGUUCUUCCUCCAGCGGGUCUCGGAGGCACGCCGCGUCUACGCCAAGCUGGUGCACGUCAAGGCCAAUGCCGACGGCUUCAAGGCCGAGGGCGUCACGUUUCCUUCAGGCCGUGGUCAGGAGGCACUCCUGCGUGAAGUAUACGAGGAGGCCCGGGUGGACCCCCGCUCGGUGUCAUAUGUCGAGGCGCACGGCACUGGCACCAAGGUGGGCGACCCGCAGGAGUUGAGCGCCAUCAGCAACGUCUUCUGCGGCGAGGGACGCAAGGAGCCGCUCCUCAUCGGCUCCGUCAAGUCCAACAUGGGCCACUCCUUGGGCUCCUCCGGCAUCUGCUCGUUUGCCAAGGUGAUUCUGUCCAUGGAGACCGGCACCAUCCCGGGCAACCUGCACUUCAACGAGCCAAACCCGGCCAUCCCGUCGCUUAAUGACGGCAGAAUUCGGGUGGUGGACCGCCACACGCCCUUCCCGGGAGGACUAGUCGGGGUCAACUCCUUUGGCCUUGGAGGCGCCAACGUGCACGCCAUCCUGGAGGCGAAUCCGGGUCCUCACGUAAACUCCUUCCCCAGGGAGAAGCCUCACCUGCCCCGGCUGGUGCUGCUCGCAGGGAGGACCCAGGAGUCGCUCACGGCCACCCUGGACCGGCUGGAGGCGGACGGACCCCUGUCGGACCCAGCCAGCGCCCUGCUCAACCGGGUCGGGCAGCCCAGCGUCAACCAGUUCCCGUUCCGCGGCUACUCCGUGGUGGCCGUGGACGGCUCCCGCCAGCCCAUCAAGGGUGUUGAGCGUGCCCCGUCCGAGAAGCGGGAGCUGUGGUUUGUCUUCACUGGGAUGGGCUGCCAGUGGAGUGGCAUGGCCCGCCAGAUGAUGCAGUUCGACGUGUUUGCGAACUCCAUCCGGCGCUCCCACGAGCUCCUGGUGCCCCUCGGCAUCGACCUCGUAGGCCUGAUCACCAGUGACAACGCCAACAACCACACGAUGGUGUCUCCCUAUGUCUCCAUCGCCGCCGUGCAGGUGGCGCUGGUGUCCAUGCUGAAGACGGCGGGGGUGGAGCCGGACGGCAUUGUGGGUCACUCGUUGGGCGAGAUCGGCUGUGGCUUUGCCGACGGGGCCUUGACGGCCGAGCAGACAGUGAUGUGUGCCUACUGGAGGGGACGCUGCGCCGAGCUGGGCAACCUGCCCAAGGGGGCCAUGGCAGCCGUCGGCCUGACCUGGGAGCAGGCGAAGCAGCGUUGCCGCAACGGAGUGACCCCGGCCUGCCACAACGCAGAGGACUCGGUGACGGUGUCCGGCCCAGCUGAAGCGGUGGCGGAGCUGGUGGCACAGCUCAAGGGAGAGAAUGUAUUUGCCCGGGAGGUGAACAGCCUAGGCGUGGCCUUCCACAGCCGCUACAUGCAGCCCGUUGGGCUGGCCCUGCAGGAGGCCCUCGAGAAGGUGAUCCCCGAGGCCCGCCCCCGGACGGUGCGCUGGAUCAGCUCGUCGGUGCCGCAGAGUCGCUGGCGGGAGCCGCUGGCCCGGAAGUGCUCGGCGGCCUACCACGUGAACAACAUGCUCUCGCCCGUCCUGUUCCGGGAGGCCCUGGAGCACGUGCCGAAAGAUGCCAUUGUGGUCGAGAUUGCGCCGCACUGCCUGCUGCAGGCCAUCCUGCGCCGAGCCCUGGGACCGGAGGCGACGUGCCUGGGCCUGAUGAAGCGGGACGUGCCGGACGUGCCGGCCUUCUUCCUGACCUCGCUGGGCAAGCUGCACGCCCACGGGGUGCCCCUGCAGCUGGAGCCCCUGUUCCCCCGGGUGCCGUGGCCCGUGCCCCGAGGUACGCCCAACGUGUCCCACCUGGUCAGCUGGGACCACUCGCAGUCUUGGUCGGUGGUCACCUACAAGGACUUCUUCCCCUCGGCACAGGUUCCCGAGGACGGGGAAGAGUUUGACCUGGCGGCCAAGGAGAACAGCUGCUACUUAGCGGGGAACCAAAUUGACGGGCGGGUGCUGUUCCCGGCAACGGGGUACAUGGUGUUGGCCUGGAAGUCUCUGGCCAAGCGGUCGGGCAAGCCUUACAAUCAGGUGCCCGUCGUCUUCGAGGACGUCACCCUGCACAGGGCCACCAUCUUUCCCAAGAACGGUUCAGUGCACCUCAAGGUGAACGUGAUGCGCGUGUCGGGCGAGUUCGAGGUGUACGAGGCCGGCACGGUGGCCGCGAGCGGCCGCAUCUUUCUGGCCGAGAACGGGCAGAAGUUCCUGGACUACGGGGUGCCCUUUGGUCCCCCGGAGACCGUGACCUUUGAUCUCGACACCGAAGACAUCUACAAGGAACUGCGCCUCCGGGGGUACGAGUACUCUGGAAGCUUCCAGGGCAUCUUGAAGGCCGCCAUCCAGCACCCCUACGGCAAACUCAAGUGGGAGGACAACUGGGUGACUUUCCUGGACACCAUGCUGCAAUUCAGCAUUUUCAGCAACCCCGUGCGCUCUUUCAACCUGCCCGUCAGGAUUUACUCCUGCAAGGUGGACCCUGCAGUCCAUGCCAAGGCCGUCGGCGCAGUGGGAGACCAAGGGGUGGAUGUGGUCUACGAGAAGCAUCUCAACGUUUGCCGUGCCGGCGGCGUGAUCAUGAAAGGCCUCAAGGUCGACGUGGCGCCCCUCCAGGCCGUGCAGCAGGAGCCGUUCCUGGAGGAAUACCAGUUCGUGCCGUACCUGGACGACGAGUCGGCCGGCCGCCAGCGCGAGGCCGCGGUACGCGAGUACGUCGAGGUCUGCUGCGGCGUUGCCCGCCGCGUGCUCGAGUCGUGCGGCAAAAACAAGGCUCAGAUCUCCGACAUGAUGAACGUGUUCAGCGAGGCGCCCGAGCAGGUCCUCCACAAGUACCUGGAGAGCCUGGCCGAGAACCACGGGCUGUUGCGCGUCCUGGCCAGCGUCCAGGAGGAGGCCAAAAACUCGGCAGGUUCUCUUGUGGCCACAGUCCAGUCGGCCCUGUCGGCCUACAAGGAAAACCUCGAGAGGGACCUCCUCAACACGGCCCUUCUGGAGGAGGACCCACUGCGGCACCUUCUAGACGUGGUCGUCGAGAACACCGGCGUUGAGAAGCUGAAAGUCCUCGAGAUGGCCGCGGAUGCGGGGCUUUUCCUUCUGGCGCCCCGGGUAUCCAACCUCCUCGCGCUGUCCCACAUCCUCCUCAAGACGGACCUGACAAUCGCACAUCCGCAGCCGAAUGUUCUGACGGCAGAGCAAGUUCCAAAAGACGCCAAGAAGGUCGCCUGGGACGUGGCGUCUUCAUCGAAGGCCGCCCUUCCCGAGGCUGACCUCUUCGUAGCCCGUUACGUAGCCGACAGCAACGCGCUGGAGACGCUCGCAGACGCGCUCGCGGCUCAGUCGAGGGAGGGCGGCUUUGUUCUGCUGUCUCUGCGGACCGCGCUCACGCCCGCCGAGAUGUUCCUGUCGACUGUGGGCAAGGUGCCGUUCCGGGUGCACUCUCGAGACUCCGUCGAGGCUGCCUUUGGGGAGCGUGGCUUCCGGCUCGUGGGCCUCCGGUCCAACAAUUUGUCUGCGCUCCUGCUGUUCAGAAAGUGGCCGGCGAUUCCGGCCGGUGAAGAAAAGCAGGCAGUGAUCCGGGUCAGAAGCGGCGGGUUCGGCUGGGUGGAAGAGCUCAAAGCCAAGGCGACUGAGUACCAGGCGAGGCCGGCGGGCGAGAACGUCUGGCUGGUGGCCGAGGACGUGGGCACCAGCGGGGUCGUCGGGCUCACCAACUGCCUCAGGCAGGAGACUGGAGGAGACCACAUCAGGUGCAUCUUCAAUGCCAGCCUCAAAGGCGGCGCAAACCCAGUGGCCAACUUCCAGCCGGCCAGCUCGGAGCACAAAGAGCUCGUGGAACGUGACCUGGUCAUGAACGUCUACCGCGACGGAAAGUGGGGCUCUUUUAGGCACACCGUGACCCAGUCACGUGGCGCCCCCCGGCUGUGGACGGACCAGGCGUACCUCGACGUGCAGACCCGGGGUGACCUGUCGAGCCUGCAGUGGUACGAGAGUCCCCUGCGGUACCGGCCGGCCUCGGACGACCGGGUGCUCUGUAGCGUCUACUACGCGCCCCUCAACUUCCGUGACAUCAUGCUGGCCACGGGCAAGCUGCCUCCUGACGCCCUCCCCUGCGCCCUGGCGUCGUCGGACUGCGUGUUGGGGCUGGAGUUCUCCGGGCGGGACCCCUCGGGGCGCCGGGUGAUGGGCUCGGUGGCGGCCGGGGGCAUGGCGACCACCGUAGCGGCCGACCCGGACUUCCUGUGGGAGGUGCCGGCGGACUGGAGCCUGGAAGAGGCGGCGACGGUGCCCGUCGCCUACUCGACGGCCUACUACGCCCUGCUGGUGCGGGGCGCCAUGCGUCCCGGGGAGGCCCUGCUGGUGCACUCAGGCAGCGAGGGCGUCGGCCAGGCCGCCAUCGCCAUCGCCCUCUCCAUGGGCUGCACCGUCUUCACCACCGUCGAUUAUCAGGAGAAGCGGGAGUUCCUGAAGCGGCGCUUCCCACAACUGCAGGACCGCAACUUUGCAGACUCUUGGGACCUGUCCUUCAUAGAGCACAUCCUCCGCGAGACCGAGGGCAGGGGGGUGGACCUGGUGCUGAACUCACUGGCCGAGGAGAAGCUGCUGUCGAGCGUGCGCUGCCUGGCCACCCACGGCCGCUUCCUGGAGGUCGGCAAGUUCGACCUGUCUCAGAACAACACCGUGGUCAUGGCGGUGUUGCUCAACGCCCUGUUCGGGGACGACCCCCGAGUGUCGGCGGACAAGCGCCGUGUGGCCCAGCUGGUGCGCGAGGGCGUCGCCUCGGGCGCCGUGCGGCCCCUGGACGCUGUCCGCUUUGCCCGGGACCGCGUCGAGGAGGCCUUCCGCUUCAUGGCCUCCGGCACGCACAUGGGCAAGGUGGUGCUCGAGAUGCGGCCCGAGGAACCGCAGCGGCAGACGAUGGCGGCCACGCCCCUCUCGGUGGAGGCCCAAGCUCGCACCUACUUCUUCGAGGACAAGAGCUACGUGGUGGCCGGGGGCCUGGGCGGCUUCGGCCUGGAGCUGGCCGACUGGAUGGUGGCCCGGGGCUGCCGCAGGCUGCUGCUCACGGCCCGCUCGGGCGUCCGCACGGGCUACCAGCGCCUCUGCCUGCACCGCUGGCAGAUGGCCGGCGCCAAGGUGGCCGUGAGCCGGGCGGACGCGGCCACCGAGGAGGGCGCCAGGGCGCUGCUUCAGGAGGCAGCCGCCCUCGGCCCCGUGGGCGGCGUCUUCAACCUCGCCCUGGUGCUGAGGGACGCCCUACUGGAGAACCAGACGGCGGAGGCGUUCGAGGCGGUGUGCCGUCCCAAGGUGGCCGGCACCCUGCACCUGGAUGCGGUGUCCCGGGAGCUGUGUCCCCAGCUGGACCACUUCGUGGCCUUCUCGUCUGUGUCGUGCAGCCGGGGCAACAAGGGCCAGACCAACUACGGCUACGCCAACUCCAUCAUGGAGCGCGUCUGCGAGACAAGGGUGGCCGACGGACUGCCCGGCCUGGCCAUCCAGUGGGGCGCCAUCGGCGACGUGGACGACCUGCGGGAGACGAUGGGGGCGGACGUGGUGGUGGGCGGCACGGUGCCCCAACGCAUCGGCUCGUGCCUGACGGUGCUGGACCGCGUCCUGCGCCAGGGCCACCCCGUGAUCUCCUGCCUGGUCAAGGCUGACUUAUCCUCCGGGGCCAAGGCCAAGGACAAGCACGACCUCGUCCAGUCCGUGGAACACAUCCUCGGUGCCAAGAACGCCUCGAGCCUGAGCCCUUCCCUGACCCUGGGGGAGCUGGGCAUGGACUCCCUGAUGGCCGUCCAGGUGAAACAGACCAUCGAGAGGGACUACCACCUCAGCCUGUCCAUGAAGGAGAUUCGGCACCUCAGCAUCGGUCGACUCAAGGAAAUCGGAGGCUCUGCCGCACCUCAGAGGGCAGAGGACGCGUCCGUGUCGGAGCUUCCCCGGCUGACGCUGAUCGAGAGGCUGGUGUCGGAUCAAAUGGCGGUGGAAAUGAACGGGCGCCUCGGCAGACCGGUGUUCCUGGUGCAUCCCAUCGAGGGCCACGUGGGGGCCCUCUACGAGCUGGCCUUACAGCUGCCCGUGCGGGCCGUCGGCCUGCAGCGCACGCGCGACGUCCCUGCACGCAGUAUAGAGGAGCUGGCCGCCAUCUACCUCCAGCGGCUAGUGGAGGUACAGCCCCAGGGUCCGUACCACAUCGUGGGCUACUCGUUCGGGGCCACGGUGGCCUUUGAGAUGGCGGUGCAGCUGCAGGGGGCGGGAGCUCUCGUGGGCAGCCUGGUGCUCCUCGACGGGGCGCCCCGGUACAUGGGGCGCCACUACAGCCACUACACUGACGCCAACGAGGAGGAGGCCUCCCUCUUCUGCGCCUUCCUCAUGCAGUACCUCGACAUUGACUUCCUCCAGGUGAAGCGGCAGAUGUUGCAGUACCCGACCUGGGAGGCGAAGCAGGAGGUGGCCACGGACCUGCUGCUGGCGGCCAUCCCCGACGUGUGCCCCAGCCGGGAGGACGUGGCCCUGGCCACGAGCGCCUUCUACGACUUCCUCAAGGCCGGCAGCAGGUACGCCCCUACGGCCAAGUUCCUGGGGGACGUCACCCUGGUCAAGCCCUCCAAGCCACGCAAGAUGGCCAUGCAGCUGCCCCCCGACUACGGCCUCUCCGAGUGCUGCGAGGGCAAGGUUCACAUCCACGUGGUGGAGGGACUCCACGAAAACUUCAUCCUGGGCAAGGGGGCGCUGGAGUGUGCCAACCUGGUUGCCCAACAAGUCGGCACGGCGUAGCUCGGCCCGCUUGUUUCAGAGCGGUGGCAUCCCCAGUGUGCUGCGGCACAACGGUCCUUGCUGCCGCUUGCUCCCGCUGUUUUCGUCGUGUUGACCCUUCGGUGCUUCUUCGUCCUUUUGUACAGCAGACGGACGACGCGAAGACCACUUCCGCCACCACUCUGUUUUUAUGCAUACUGUAUAUUUGUUUAUUGUGUUGCUCAAAACAGAGCUAGUGAAUCGCAUAAUGUGUGUGGCCUGCUGGGACUCGCAGUGCAUUUCCCUCACCUCGAAACAAACCGGCGUAAAAAAAAAACUUCCGAGAACUUGGAAAGUUCGAGUUCGUUACGGGCACAUCACCUUGUGGACAUGAAUAUUUGCCACAGGCGUGGGCGCCACCGCUUUCCUCCCCAACAUCCUCUUACUGGACUAGCACAGCUUAUGUAAAGCUAGUGUCUUGGAAUGAUCAGUCUGCCAUCAUGUAUUUAACAUUGUAGAUGUGUUGUAGGACAGACAUGAGACAUGUUGUUAAAAGGGGAAAUCUAAACGGCGUUAAGUAGGCUUUGCCUUCAUUGUGCAAGGUUCAAGCUGAUAGGAAGCGCUAGUAAUGGAGCCAUUUUUUUCAUUGAAAGUUGUGGCAUGUGAGGGUCAUUAGCAAACCUCCCGGUUGAGUCAAACAUGCAAAAGUUAGUGACUUGAGCCGAAAUGUAAUUAGGUUUCAGGUACAGCUACACCCUUGCAAAUGUCUCGCUGCAGUUGCCCGCACAACUUGGUUACUUUUCUAACAUCCCGCGAUGUCACCGAGCGGUGCUGAGGCAAUAUAUGCUUACUCUUCAUGUAGCUGCACUUCACUAAAAUGUGAGAAAUCUGCCUAACAGUGUGCCAUGGGUUAUUUUCACUCUUUCGAUAAGCUCGCACCUCUUUGCACAGACGAAUCGUUAAAGCAGGCGGCGGCAGCGCUCCAAGAGUUUCGGUUCUUCUCCGCUCUUGUCGAACUGUCGGCCGGCGCUCUCCCGGCGGCGACGUUCGCGCUGUGGGCGCACGGAUACUAACGCGCCCAUUGUUGCCCUGGAUGGAUAUACACUCGGGGUGUUUACCAACCGGGAAAACCGGAAAUUCUCAGGUAUUUUGAAUAGUCCAGAAAAUCUCAGGAAGAACUCAGGGAAUUUUUGCUUCUAUCGGGGACUUUUUUAUUUUUUUUUUUAUUUUUAAAAGUAAUAAUAAUAACUUUCUUUCCAUCAAAUGAUAGAGGGCCAAAAGGAAAAAAUCUGCAGUACGCAGCUUGACUGGUCCUCGGGGCCCUUACAUUGCUCAGCAGCAAGCAGGUGGAAAAAAUACAAAAAAGGCAAAGUAUACAGUUGAACCGUUGCACAUCUACGGUUGACAUUUCUACAAACCAAGGUUCACCCAAGUACAAAACGUAGAAUGAAAACAAAAAUCACGCACAACAAUAUAAGCGCAGGUCCUUGAAAUUUAAACUAUCAAAGUCAAUAUUAUCAGUGCAAAGACUAUUUAAUAAAUGUGGGAGUGUGAAAUUAAACAUUUGAUAGCCAUAGUUCGUUCGUUGCGUGACCAUCCUCCAUAUCUCUGCGUUGCGGGUGGAAUAAUGUAGGGAAAUUUCCCUUAACGACGCAAGUUUUUCCAAAAAAA